Molecule: messenger RNA, 1383 nt
Organism: Adineta ricciae
Lineage: Eukaryota; Metazoa; Rotifera; Eurotatoria; Adinetida; Adinetidae
Source: the annotation of a GenBank genome assembly
AUGCGUGAAUGUAUCAGUAUCCAUGUUGGUCAAGCUGGUGUACAAAUCGGAAAUGCUUGCUGGGAAUUGUACUGCCUUGAACACGGAAUAGAGCCUGAUGGAACGUUCAGUAAAGAACGUGAUAGCAGCCAUAUUAUCAAAUCCAUUUCAGAUUCCAAGGAAACAUCAUUCAGCACAUUCUUUAAUGAAACAGGCAACGGACGAUAUGUUCCACGGGCGGUUUUUGUUGACCUUGAGCCAUCUGUUAUUGAUGAGAUUCGUCGAGGAACUUAUGCGAAAUUAUUUCAUCCGGAACAGUUGAUCUCUGGCAAAGAAGAUGCAGCGAAUAAUUAUGCUCGUGGCCAUUAUACUGUUGGCAAAGAGAUUAUCGAUACCGUAUUAGAAAAACUACGAAAAAUCGCUGAUCAAUGUACAGGUUUACAAGGUUUCCUCGUCUUUCAUAGCUUUGGCGGCGGUACUGGAUCUGGCUUUACAUCGUUGUUAAUGGAACGUUUGAGUUUAGACUAUGGUAAAAAGUCUAAACUCGAAUUCGCUGUGUAUCCUGCACCACAGGUUUCAACUGCUGUGGUUGAACCAUAUAAUUCAAUUCUAACAACUCACUGCACAUUGGAACAUACAGAUUGUGCUUUUAUGGUUGAUAAUGAGGCUAUUUACGAUAUUUGUCGUCGCAAUUUAAAUGUCGAACGGCCAUCGUAUCACAAUCUAAAUCGCUUAAUUGCACAAAUUGUCUCGUCAAUCACCGCUUCGCUUCGUUUUGACGGUGCAUUGAAUGUGGAUUUAAACGAAUUUCAAACCAAUCUCGUUCCGUACCCGCGUAUACACUUUCCACUUGUUACCUAUGCACCAAUCUGCAGUCAGGAAAAAGCUAAUCAUGAAACAUUCAGUAUUCAAGACAUCACGAAUGCAUGUUUCGAGCCAGUCAAUCAAAUGGUUAAAUGUGAUCCUCGCAACGGCAAAUACAUGGCAUGUUGCUUACUCUACCGUGGUGAUGUCGUGCCCAAAGAUGUGAACAAUGCUAUAUCAGUGAUCAAAACAAAACGAAGUAUUCAAUUUGUUGAUUGGUGUCCAACCGGUUUCAAAGUUGGCAUCAAUUCUCAACCGCCGAUUUCAAUUCCAGGUGGAGAUGUAGCUAAAGUUCCUCGUGCUGUUUGUAUGCUUUCAAACACGACAGCAAUUGCUGAAGCUUGGGCACGACUUGAUAGUAAAUUUGAUUUGAUGUAUGCUAAACGUGCUUUUGUUCACUGGUACGUCGGUGAAGGUAUGGAAGAAGGUGAAUUCAGCGAAGCUCGAGAAGAUUUAGCUGCAUUAGAAAAAGAUUAUGCUGAAGUUGCCACAGAUUCUGUUAAUGAAUCUGCAGGUGAUGCAGCUGGCGAAGAAUAUUAA